Scleropages formosus (Asian bonytongue) is the source of this 2488-nucleotide messenger RNA. RefSeq names its product X-ray repair complementing defective repair in Chinese hamster cells 6 (gene xrcc6). NCBI's taxonomy places the organism in Eukaryota, Metazoa, Chordata, Actinopteri, Osteoglossiformes, Osteoglossidae. Gene Ontology annotation, cellular component: nucleus; Ku70:Ku80 complex. The coding region runs from base 106 to 1938 and encodes 610 amino acids. The record is from RefSeq and is a predicted model, not a curated record. Gene Ontology annotation, molecular function: telomeric repeat DNA binding; DNA helicase activity; damaged DNA binding. Gene Ontology annotation, biological process: double-strand break repair via nonhomologous end joining; telomere maintenance. The transcript has 13 exons.
UGCUUACGUACGUACCUGCCUGUGCUCGCGGGAACCACAGUUUUGUUUAGACUUGUUCGGUGUAGCUAGUUGUGCUGGUCUGACUGGUUGAGGUAGCUGUGAGGAAUGGCUGAGUGGAACGCUUACUAUCAGAAUGAGGAGGACAAUGUGGAACAGGAGGAAGGAGAGGAGUCUUCUGGUGACUACAAAUACAGUGGACGUGACAGUCUGGUGUUCCUGGUGGAUGCCUCCAAGGAGAUGUUCAUAAAGGGGGAAAAUGGCGAGCCUACCAACUUUGACAUGACCAUGCAGUGCGUGCGCAGCGUGUACACCAGCAAGAUCAUCAGCAGUGAAAGGGACCUGGUGGCACUGGUGUUUUAUGCAACAGAAAAUUCCAAGAACCCUCAAGACUCCUUUAAGAAUGUCUAUGUGUUCCAUGACCUGGACUCUCCUGGUGCAAAGCGUGUCCAGGAAGUGGACAGCCUGCGCGGGGAGAAGGGGGCAAAGCUGGCUGCGCAAAUGCUGGGGAGCGGGCCCACUUCACUGGGGGACGCGCUGUGGUGUUGCUCCAACCUGUACAGCGAUAUACGACUGCGUCUCUCUCACAAACGCUUGAUGAUCUUCACCUGCCGGGACAACCCCCAUGAUGGUGAUAGUGGCCACGACCUGAGCGCCCGCACCAAGGCUGGUGAUCUCAAGGGGACGGGUGUGGUCAUAGACCUGAUGCACCUGGUCAAGCCAGGGGGGUUCGACGUGUCCCUUUUCUUCUGCGACAUCAUUAGCCCUCCUGAGGAUGCGGAAGAGCUGGGGCUGCAGCUGGAACCUUGUGCCAAACUGGAGGACCUGCAGAAGAGGGUUCGAGCCAAGGAGAUGAGGAAGAGGGCGCAGAGCAGGCUACAUCUGUCCCUAGGUGAUGGUGUGCACGUGGCGGUGGGUUUGUACGUAUUGGUGCGGACCGCCACCAAACCAGCACCCAUCCGUCUGUACAGGACAACUAACGAACCAGUGAAUACCAAGACGCGCCUCUUCCACAUGCAAACAGGCACCCUGCUGCUCCCCAGCGACACCAAGAGGUCCCAGGUCUAUGGCAACAGGCAGAUUGUGCUAGAGAAGGACGAAGUCGAUGAGCUCAAGAAGUUUGACGAACCAGGGUUGUUCCUCAUUGGGUUCAAACCUGUGAGCCGCCUGAAGCUGCAUCACCACAUCCGGCCCUCGCUCUUCAUCUUCCCUGAGGAGGAGAUGAUCACAGGCAGCUCCUGCCUGUUCACAGCACUACUGCGCAAGUGCAGUGAGAGGGGUGUGUUUGCCGUGUGCAAAUAUACCUCCCGCCGCAACACACCGCCCCGAUUUGUGGCCCUUGUGCCCCAGAAGGAGGAGUUGGACCAAAACCAGACACAGGUUACACCUGCAGGGUUCCACCUGAUCUUCUUGCCCUUCGCUGAUGAUAUUCGGACGCUGGACGUCCACCAGAGCCCCACUGCAAACAGCAUGCAAAUUGACAAGAUGAAAGAGAUCGUGCAGAAGCUGCGGUUCAAAUACAGGAGUGACGCUUUCGAGAACCCUGUCCUGCAGCAGCACUUCAGGAACCUUGAGGCACUGGCCCUUGACAUGCUAGAGGCAGAAGCCAUUGAGGACUUGACAAAGCCCAAAGUGGAUUUGAUGGAUCAGCGUUUGGGCUCUCUAGUGCAGGAGUUCAAGGACCUGGUCUACCCUGCUGAUUACAACCCCGAGGGAAAGACAGCGACCAAACGUAAACCUGCGGAGGCAGGGGGUGGAGCAGAGAAGAAGCCCAAGGUGGAGGUGUCAGAGGCUGAUUUGAGGGCCCAUGUGGAGAAAGGCACCUUGGGAAAGCUCACAGUUCCAGUGCUGAAGGAGGCUUGCAAGCAGUUUGGGGUGCGCACCACUGGUACCAAGAAGCAGGAACUCAUCGACUCUCUGACCGAAAAAUUGUCAAAAUGAGGGGAAGAAGGGCAGGAGGAAGGGAGGGGAAGGUGUGGGUUCAGCGGUACCAUCUCAUUGGUGGAAGAAAUGAUGGCAAGUAGCUUGAUUGGCUAAUAGCUUGUGGUAGAAGCAGAAUCAAAUAUGGAAAAAUAUACUUGCAACAUCUUAACAGACUUGUAGCACGACAAACUUUUAGUAAACUAUACAGCUUACUGCAGAAAUUCAGGUCUCCUUUCUCAGCUCUGCUAGAGUUGUUCUCCUCGGAUUCGAGUUUACAAAAGCAGGUCCUUCACCAACACACUUCCUACUAUAAUUAUGUAGUUAUUACAUAAGACAGUUGUAAUGAGUGAUAAAUUAUGCAAACUGAAAUUGAUCAAAGAUCAAUCCAGCCUCCACUCACUGUAGCUGGCAGGAGAAACACAUUACUGGUUUCAUUUUGUUUAAGUAAUUUGGCAUUGAGAAGAGUGUUUUUGUAUAUAAUAAGGACUGAAAAAUAUUAUAUGAUUAGUUGAGAUGUUUUGAUACUUGCUUUAUUAAAAUAAGGAGAAGUACUGGUGUGUUUGCAUUG